This is a messenger RNA of Cryptomeria japonica (Japanese cedar), 1677 nucleotides long. Its product is annotated as mitochondrial import receptor subunit TOM40-1. Gene Ontology annotation, molecular function: transmembrane protein transporter activity. The transcript has 11 exons. Gene Ontology annotation, biological process: protein import into mitochondrial matrix. NCBI's taxonomy places the organism in Eukaryota, Viridiplantae, Streptophyta, Pinopsida, Cupressales, Cupressaceae. Bases 298 to 1341 code for a protein of 347 amino acids. Gene Ontology annotation, cellular component: mitochondrial outer membrane; mitochondrial outer membrane translocase complex. The record is from RefSeq and is a predicted model, not a curated record.
AAACCUUACUUAAACCCUAGGGUUUGAAAAUAUCAAGGCCAUCUAAGUUUUCCUUACUCUUGAAUCAAAAAAUACAACACUCAUUUGGGAAGAAGCUUAGGGAGGGGAAAAAGCCCCUGCCAGAAUAAUUUUCUUCUUCCUUUUUUUUCCUUCAGACCUGUUUUCCUGCUGAUCACAAAUCUAUUUAUUUUGAUAUAUAUUCGUUACGUAGCGUUCCACCCAUCCAGAGGAAAUUCUGGAUAUUUAGUAAAUUCUUUUGUUUCAACUGGGUUUCAACUAUUUGUCGAUUCCUCGAAUAUGGGUGCUUCUGCAAGCCAUUCUGCCCCUACGCCCCCUUCGCCACUUCCUCCUUCACCUCCUCCUCCUGCCCCUCCUGUUGCUUCUCACACAGUUAACCCCCCUCCUCCUCCUCAUCCGUUAGGCAUUAUUGACCCAGCAAAGCCAGCGGAAGCUGCUGCUAAGGGCUCAGAAAAGGUGGAUUGGCUCAAUCUUCCCUGUCCCGUGCCGUAUGAUGAAGUGCAAAGAGAAGUUCUCAUGUCACUCAAGCCUGAACUAUUUGAAGGCAUGCGAUUUGAUUUUACGAAACCUCUUAAUCAGAAGUUUUCACUCAGCCACAGCGUGUUUAUGGGAUCUACAGAAGUUCCCUCACAAUCAACAGAUGUAAUCAAGGUUCCUAGUGGACAUUAUGAGUUUGGUGCAAACUUCCUGGAUCCAAAGUUGAUGCUUGUUGGACGGAUACUCACAGAUGGGAGGUUGAGUGCACGGGUUAAAGCUGACUUGACUGAGAAUCUGACACUCAAAAUAAAUGCACAGCUGACUAAUGAGCCACAUUUCUCUCAAGGGAUGUUCAACUUUGACUAUAAGGGAAAAGAUUUUAGAAGCCAGGUACAACUGGGGAAUAAUGCAUUUUAUGGUGCAAAUUAUAUCCAGAGUGUCUCUCCACACUUGGCUCUUGGUGGAGAAAUAUUUUGGCUUGGUCAUCAAAGAAAAUCUGGGAUUGGUUUUGCUGCGCGAUAUAAUACUGAUAAGAUGGUUGCAACAGGGCAAGUAGCUAGCACUGGGGUAGUUGCUUUGAGCUAUGUGCAGAAGGUCUCUGAAAAGGUGUCCCUUGCAUCAGAAUUCAUGUACAACAAUUCAACAAAAGAUACAACUACGAGUUUUGGUUAUGAUUACUUAAUGCGACAGUGUCGACUUCGAGGCAGGCUUGAUUCAAAUGGUUGUGUAGCUGCUUAUUUAGAAGAAAGACUGAACAUGGGAGUAAAUUUUGUUCUUUCUGCAGAGAUUGACCAUUGGAAGAAGGAUUAUAAAUUUGGAUUUGGGAUGACCGUUGGAGAGUUAUAAUUUUAACUCUGAAUGCCAGCAGUAAUGUGCUGACUUAUGGCUGUUGGCCUACAUAGAAUUCUUUCUGGUUGGUUUUGUUUGCAUCAUUGCUUGGUCAUUAAAUAACUUGCACAUUACGAGUUUAUGAUUAUCAGCUCUGCCUCAUGGCAUUUGUGAGCUGGAUCUGAUUCUCUUGUGUCUGCAUGGUACUUGCUUGUGUACUAUUGCAGGCAUAUUAUAGAUAAUCUGUCUUGCGGCCAUUUUUAUGGGGGAACGUGAGUCUUCGAGUUUUGUAUCAAAUUUAACAUAGUUUUUUUAAUGCCUUCCAGAUGAAUAAAAAAAUAUUUAUUUAAAGAA